Messenger RNA from Gadus macrocephalus (Pacific cod), 1610 nucleotides. RefSeq lists its product as uncharacterized. The transcript has 3 exons. The coding region runs from base 142 to 1428 and encodes 428 amino acids. Gene Ontology annotation, biological process: DNA integration. The record is from RefSeq and is a predicted model, not a curated record. Lineage: Eukaryota; Metazoa; Chordata; Actinopteri; Gadiformes; Gadidae. Gene Ontology annotation, molecular function: nucleic acid binding.
AAUCUAAAUCUAAAUGUUAAAUCUAAAGCUAAAUAUUUAGAAAAUAUUCAAAUCCCCAAUGAAACCACAACCGCUUCAAAUCGCGCGGCAAAGAUCGAGCGGCAAAGUCAAAGACAAAGACAAAGACAAAGUCAAGCAGGCAUGGCCAGUUCUCUGGGAGUCCUGGACAUCGAACGGGUGGUUAUUGCAGCUGUACGGGCUGCACUCCAGGGUGUAGCUCCCCCGGUCCAGUCAACAUCAGCAACGGUUUCAACACCAGCGGUGCCCAGUGCCUCAGGCACUUCCAACUUUGCCACCACCGUCACAUCACUGAGAUCAGGUGAACAUACUUUAAUCUCCAAAGAAGACAUUGAGGGUUUGCUGCUGCUAGGUACAACACUUUCUGAAGUAGCUUCAAUCCUGCGGAUCUCCAGACCCACAUUAUACAAGCUCAUGCGGGUAUAUAACAUAAGACGCACAAAAUUUUGUAACCUUUCUGAUGAGGAGUUGGAUGCAACUAUAUGUGAGAUAAAAGCAGAACAUCCACAUGUAGGAGAAGUUAUGCUUAAUGGACAUUUGCGUGCCAGAAACAUUGUGGUGCAGCGACGUCGUCUCAGAGACUCCGUUCAACGGGUUGAUGGUGCUGGUGUUGAGUCCAGGAGAACAACAACUAUACAAAGACGAGUAUACACUGUGCCUUGUCCAAACUAUAUAUGGCACAUAGAUGGAAAUCAUAAACUGAUAAGAUGGAAAUUAGUUGUACAUGGGGCAAUGGAUGGUUACAGUAGAAUGUUAACGUUUCUCCAGUGUUCCAACAACAAUCGGGCUGAAACUGUCAUGAACCACUUCAGUUCAGCCAUCAGCAAACAUGGCCGGCCCCUUCAUAUUAGAACUGAUCAUGGAGGGGAGAAUGUCCAGGUUUGGGAAGACAUGAGCAUGCACAGAGGUGAACAUUCUGUGUUGACUGGAAGCUCUGUACAUAACCAGCGAAUUGAACGAUUCAAUCGGGACUUGAACAGAAACUGCAGUCAUGUGUUUGCACCCAUUUUCUAUGAACUAGAGUCAAUGGAGGCUUUGAAUGUGGACAAUGAUACAGAUUUAUUUUCUCUUCAUUAUGUGUACAUUCCCAGGAUCAAUCGCACAAUAGAUGAGUUUAAAUCUGCAUUUAACAAUCAUUCAAUUUCCUCUGAAGGAAACAGGACCCCAGUUCAGCUUUUUACACUGGACAGACAUCUUCUGUUACUAAACUACCCAGAAUCAGCAGCUGAGGAAAGAACAGUGGACUCACUAUCAACUCCUCUUGCACAUUACUCAUUUUGCCCACUUAACCAACAGGACUUGCAAGAAUUGGUUGUUACAGUAAACCCACUUGACAAUGACGGUAAUAAGGGAAAAACAUUGGAUCACAGAGUACAGGAAUUUGUAUUACACAAAAUUGUAAAUAUGUAAAUGUAUAUAUAUAUUUUAGAACUGAGAUGAUUAGUUAUCAACUAUUGAAUUGAUUGAACUAUUUUGAUAGUCAAUUGGUAGUCAUUUUUGUGAAAAAAAUAAUCUGAUUCCAGCUUAAUUGUGAAUUCUUGCGUCACUUUAUUCCCGUGUGUGUCUCAGUAUAUCCACCUGUAGAGGAUCUC